Messenger RNA from Carassius carassius (crucian carp), 2382 nucleotides. Its product is annotated as zinc finger protein 271-like. The coding region runs from base 204 to 2141 and encodes 645 amino acids. Gene Ontology annotation, biological process: regulation of transcription by RNA polymerase II. Gene Ontology annotation, molecular function: DNA-binding transcription factor activity; RNA polymerase II cis-regulatory region sequence-specific DNA binding. The record is from RefSeq and is a predicted model, not a curated record. NCBI's taxonomy places the organism in Eukaryota, Metazoa, Chordata, Actinopteri, Cypriniformes, Cyprinidae. The transcript is spliced from 2 exons.
AAGAAGAUUAGUUGCACAGCGCUUUCUGUUGUUUUGUUGUGGUGCUGGUUUAAUACGAACUGUUAAAAAUGUAUUUCUGUAAAUAAAAAAGGCCGUUUUUAAUCAGGUCCGUGAUCUGUAAUAUUCUCACAGUCGUGUCGUUGCUGAAGUUAGCAGGAAUAUCUGGAGCAGUAUCAUCUGAACUGAGAUCUGCUGCUGUGAAGAUGGAGUUUGUUAAAGAGGAGAUUGAGGAGAACACGAGUGAAAUGAAACACGAGGAACCAGAAACCUGCAGAAUAAAACAAGAGGAACCAGAAACCUGCAGAAUAAAAGACGAGGAACUAGAAACGUUGAUAAUAAAACGAGAGGAACCAGAAACCUGGAGAAUAAAACAAGAGGAACAAGGAGAGUUUAUUGAAGAAAGUGAGGAGAACAAAAAAUGGAUUGAAGUUGAGGAGAAAAAUCAUGUCAAAACUGGAGAAAAACCUUUGAGCUGCUCUCAAACCAAACAGAAAAAUUUAAAGAAAAGAAGAGCCAAGAAACCGUACACUUGUGAUCAGUGUAAUAAAACAUUUUUGAGAGCUUCAAACCUGAAGAGCCAUCUGACAGUUCAUACAAAGGAGAAACCGUAUUCAUGUUAUUCGUGUGGAAAGAGUUUUUCACGUUUUUCAAAUUUGAAAAAACAUCAGAAAAUACAUACUGGUAUGAGAGAGUACAUGUGCUUUGAGUGUGAAAACACUUUUACUUCAGCGAGCAGUUUAAAACGGCACGAGAGGAUCCACACUGGAGAAAAACCUUAUAAGUGUUCACACUGUGACAAGAGAUUCACUCAGUCAACACAUCUGAAAACACAUGAGAAGAUCCACACUGGAGAGAAACCUUAUAAGUGUCCACACUGCAACAAGGGAUUUAGUGAUUCAGGAGACCUAAAAACACAUGAGAUGUUCCAUACUGGAGAGAACCCAAAUAAGUGUUCACACUGUGACAAGAGAUUCAAUAGGUCAACAGACCUGAAAACACAUGAGAGGAUCCACACUGGAGAGAAACCUUACAAGUGUUCACUUUGUGACAAGAGAUUCAAACAGUCAUCACAUCUAAAAACACAUGAGAGGAUCCACACUGGAGAGAAACCUUAUAAGUGUUCACACUGUGACAAGAUAUUCAAUAGGUCAGCAAACCUGAAAACACAUGAGAGGAUCCACACUGAAGAGAAACCUUACAAGUGUUCACACUGUGACAAGAGAUUCAAUAGUUCAUCAAGUCUGAAAAGACAUGAGAGGAUCCACACUGGAGAGAAACCAUACACAUGUGAUCAGUGCGGAAAGAAUUUCGCACAAAAAAGGAAUCUUACAGAGCAUAUGAAAGUUCAUACUGGAGAGAAACCAUACACUUGUGAUCAGUGUGAGAAGUGUUUCACACGCUUAUCACAUCUUAAGGAUCACUUGAACAUCCACACUGGAGAGAAACCGUGUUCAUUUGAUCAAUGUGAUGAAACAUUUUUGAGAGCUUCAGACCUGAAGAAACACCUGACAGUUCAUACAAAGGAGAAGCCAUAUUCAUGUUGUUUGUGUGGAAAGAGUUUUUCACGUUUUUCAAAUUUGAAAAAACAUCAGAAAAUACAUACUGGUGUGAGAGAGUACAUGUGCUUUGAGUGUGGAAAGACUUUUAAUUCCAUGACCUGUUUAAAACGACAUGAGAGGAUCCACACUGGAGAAAAACCCUACAAGUGUUUGCACUGUGACAAGAGAUUCAAUCAUUCAACACAUAUGAAAACACAUGAGAGGAUCCACACUGGAGUCAAACCUUACAAGUGUUCACACUGUGACAUGAGAUUCAAUAAUUCAACACAUCUGAAAAGACACAAUCGGAUCCACACUGGAGAAAAACCUUAUGAGUGUUCACACUGCGACAAGAGAUACAGUCAGUCAAUACAUCUGAAAAUACAUGAGAUGAUCCACACCGGAGAGAAACCUUAUGAGUGUUCACACUGCGACAAGAGAUUCAGUCAGUCAAUACACCUGAAAAUACAUGAGAGGAUCCAUACUGGAGAAAAACUGUAUUACUGCACUGAAUGUGGGAAGCGCUUCAGUCAUUUAUCUGCUCUACAGAGGCAUACAAAAAACUAUCACAGUAAGGCCCAGUACAAACGGAGGUGCAUUUAGCUAUUUUUGUAAAAAUUUUGUAUUAUAUUGGUGUGUCCUCGAGAUGGAUCCAGCACUUUUGCAGCCUGAAACUGCUAUUAACUCUGCUUUAGAGUUACUCUCACAGGUCACUGCACUUAUUCGCAGACACCAAAGUACAUUAUUUGCAUGUUCUUUAAAUCCUUGCUGGUUAAAUAUUUCAUUCACACGCUGGUCUGACGUAUGCCUUUUCUGAGCAACGUGUGUGCACCAAAAAGCCUGU